Molecule: messenger RNA, 870 nt
Organism: Zygosaccharomyces rouxii
Lineage: Eukaryota; Fungi; Ascomycota; Saccharomycetes; Saccharomycetales; Saccharomycetaceae
Gene: SPS19
Product: 2,4-dienoyl-CoA reductase (NADPH)
Exons: 1
Coding region: 1-870 (289 amino acids)
Biological process (GO): fatty acid catabolic process
Molecular function (GO): 2,4-dienoyl-CoA reductase (NADPH) activity
Source: RefSeq, a predicted model, not a curated record
AUGGUCAACACACUCGAUUCAUCAUUUGUAGAGAAUGGUCCCUGGAAGCCUGAUAUCUUUAAGGAUAAAGUAGUAUUUGUUACAGGUGGAAGUGGUACCAUCUGCAGAGUUCAGACUGAGGCUAUGGUCCUAUUGGGUGCACAUGCAGCUAUUGUGGGUCGUAAUGAAGCUAAGACAAUUGCUGCGGCUAAGGAAAUGUCUCAAUUGUCUUGCUCCGCUAGCAUUUUACCACUAACCAAAGUUGACGUCAGAAAUUUUGAUCAAUUACAAAGGGCCGUCGAAAAAACUGUUGAACAGUUUGGUAAGAUUGAUUAUGUUAUCGCCGGUGCUGCCGGUAACUUCAUUGCAGAUUUUUCCCAUCUCUCACCGAAUGCAUUUAAAUCUGUAAUCGAUAUUGAUUUAUUGGGUAGUUUUAAUACUGUUAAGGCAUGCUUCCCAGAAUUGGUCAAGACUAAAGGUUCAGUCGUAUUUGUUUCUGCUACUUUACACUACAGUGGAGUUCCAUUCCAGUCUCAUGUGGGUGCUGCAAAGGCGGGUGUCGACGCUUUAUCCAAUGCAUUGGCGGUAGAAUUAGGACCUUUAGGGAUUCGUUGUAAUUGUAUUGCACCUGGACCUAUUGAAGGCACAGAAGGUAUAAAGAGAUUACUGCCAGCGGGGUUAGAAUCAAGAGCCAUUGAACAGAUUCCUUUACAACGUUUAGGGACUACAAGAGAUAUUGCCGAUUCUACCGUGUAUUUAUUUUCACCAGCAUCAUCAUUUGUUAAUGGUACGGUCACCGCAGUAGAUGGGGGUGCUUGGCACAUUGGCAGUACAUUUAGUCGUGACAUGUACCCGAAACAGCUUUUGAAAAGUAUUAAAUCGAAGCUUUAA